AGAUGCACAGCGGAGCUUACCAGUCCUCGUCUCCUCCAAAAAUCUCAUCAGACGACAUCCCUAGACAGGAAUGGUUAGAAAGAGAGAGAUUGCAUCUCCACGCAAUUUAAUGAUGGAUUUUAUUUUUACAAAUCUUCCUAUGGGUUUCUUGCCUUGAUCCAUCCUCUUCCCGCCGAGAUCGUAUGGAGACUUUCUCCCGAUUAUGAAUUUGAUCAACCCAUAUUUGGACGGGAACCCAUAGAGUUUUUAAAGGAGCUUAAAAUUGAGUCGUCAGAGAAAUAUUAGGACAUAUUUUCAAUCAUUUUGGUGCCAAAGGGGAGCCAAGAGCUCAGUUUUAUAUUGAGACAUUACGCCGGCUGAAGGCAGAGAAUGUUUUUCCCUGCCAGGACCUGAUGCAAUCCAUUCAAGCCAACAAGUUUGGAGAGAAUGUUGAGUUCAAUCAAUUCAGAACGUCGAGAUGGAGCCCAACUCACUCCAGUGGGUCGGCUCACCGUGUGGCUUGCACGGACCUUACAUUUUCUACAAGGCUUUUCAAUUCCACCUUGAAGGCAAACCAAGAAUUUUGUCCCUUGGCGACUUUUUCUUUGUAAGAUGUACGCCAAAGGAUCCGAUUUGCAUAGCGGAGCUCCAGCUGUUGUGGGAAGAGAGGACCAGCCGGCAACUUUUAUCCAGCUCUAAACUUUAUUUCCUCCCAGAAGACACUCCCCAGGGCAGAAAUAGCGACCAUGGCGAGGAUGAAGUCAUUGCUGUUUCCGAAAAAGUGAUUGUGAAGCUUGAAGACCUGGUCAAGUGGGUACAUUCUGAUUUCUCCAAGUGGAGAUGUGGUCUCCAAGCUGGGCCAGUGAAAACGGAGGCUCUGGGAAGGAAUGGACAGAAGGAAGCGCUACUGAAAUAUAGGCAGUCAACCCUGAACAGCGGGCUCAACUUCAAAGACGUUCUCAAGGAAAAGGCUGACCUGGGGGAGGAUGAGGAAGAGACCAACGUGAUCGUUCUCAGCUAUCCCCAGUACUGCCGCUACCGCUCUAUGCUGAAACGUAUCCAGGAUGAGCCGUCGUCCCUUCUGACGGACCAGUUUGCAUUAGCCCUGGGCGGCAUCGCUGUCGUCAGCAGGAACCCUCAGAUCCUGUACUGUCGGGACACCUUUGACCACCCUACUCUCAUAGAAAACGAGAGUAUAUGCGAUGAGUUUGCGCCAAAUCUUAAAGGCAGACCACGCAAAAAGAAAGCAUGCCCACAAAGAAGAGAUUCAUUCAGUGGUGUUAAAGAUUCCAACAAUAAUUCUGAUGGCAAAGCCGUUGUCAAGGUGAAAUGUGAGGGCAGGUCAGCCUUGACCAAGCCGAAGAAUAACCAUAAUAACUGUAAAAAAGUCUCAAAUGAAGAAAAACCAAAGCUUGCCAUUGGUGAAGAGUGCAGGGCAGACGAACAGGCCUUCUUGGUGGCACUUUAUAAAUACAUGAAAGAAAGAAAAACGCCGAUAGAACGAAUACCCUAUUUAGGUUUUAAACAGAUUAACCUUUGGACUAUGUUUCAAGCUGCUCAAAAACUGGGAGGAUAUGAAACAAUAACAGCCCGCCGUCAAUGGAAACAUAUUUAUGAUGAAUUAGGAGGUAAUCCUGGGAGCACCAGCGCCGCCACCUGUACACGCAGACACUACGAAAGAUUAAUCCUACCAUAUGAAAGGUUUAUUAAAGGAGAGGAAGAUAAGCCCCUGCCUCCAAUCAAACCUCGGAAACAGGAGAACAGUUCACAGGAAAAUGAGAAUAAAACAAAAGUAUCAGGAACCAAACGCAUCAAACAUGAAAUGCCUAAGAGCAAGAAAGAAAAAGAGAAUGCCCCAAAGCCCCAAGAUGCAUCAGAGGUUUCAUCAGAGCAAGAGAAAGAACAAGAGACUUUAAGCCAGAAAAACAUCCCUGAGCCUCCUGCAGCAACAGAUAUAAAGAAAAAAGUGGAAGGGUACCAGGAUUUUACGGUGAGGCCCCCGGUGUCCAGAGCAGACCCAGAAAAGGACCCUGAAACAGAUCAAGGUUCCAACAGUGAGAAGGCAGCGGAGGAGGCGGGAGAGAAGGCACCCGCACCUCCCCCCGCAAGUGUUCCUCUGGCUGCUGAGAGGGAUCCCCCUGUGGUCCCUGGGGCUGGUAAACAGUCACUCGCCUCUCCCAAUAACCUGGUGGACUCCAAACAAGAAUCCAAACCCUGCUGUUUUACAGAGAGCCUUGAUAAUGACCUCCAGGAAGGGUCCUUUCCCAGCUACCCCACCUCGCAGCCACCACCGGCAAACCAGAACGAGAUGGAGGAUGACAAACUGCCCGCAAUGGCGGAUUACAUAGCCAACUGCACCGUGAAGGUGGACCAGCUGGGCAGUAACGACAUCCACACUGCUCUCAAACAGACCCCAAAGGUCCUGGUGGUCCAGUCAUUUGACAUGUUCAAAGACAAAGACCUGACUGGGCCCAUGAACGAAAACCACGGACUCAACUACACGCCCUUGCUCUAUUCAAGGGGCAACCCAGGCAUCAUGUCCCCACUGGCCAAGAAAAAGCUUUUGUCGCAGGUGAGUGGGGCCAGCCUCUCCAGCAGCUACCCCUACGGCUCCCCACCCCCUUUGAUCAGCAAAAAGAAACUGAUUGCUAGGGAUGACUUGUGUUCAGGUUUGUCCCAGGCCCACCACGGCCAGAGCACCGACCACAUGGCAGUCAGCCGACCAUCAGUGAUUCAGCAUGUCCAGAGUUUCAAAAGCAAGCCCUCGGAAGACAGGAAGAGCAUCAAUGACAUUUUUAAGCAUGAGAAGUUGGGUCGAUCUGAACCCCACCGCUGCAGCUUCUCCAAGCAUCACCUUAACCCCCUUGCAGACUCGUAUGUCCUGAAGCAAGAAAUUCAGGAGGGCAAGGAUAAACUGUUAGAGAAAAGGACAGUCCCCCACGCCCACAUGCCUAGCUUCCUGGCAGACUUCUAUUCCUCCCCUCAUCUCCACAGCCUCUACAGACACACCGAACACCACCUUCAUAAUGAGCAGACAUCCAAGUACCCUUCCAGGGACAUGUACAGAGAGUCAGAAAACAGUUCUUUUCCUUCCCACAAACACCAAGAAAAGCUUCAUGUAAAUUAUCUCGCGUCUCUGCACCUGCAAGAUAAAAAGUCAGCUGCAGCAGAAGCCCCUACGGAUGAUCAGCCGACGGAUCUGAGCCUUCCCAAGAACCUGCACAAACCCACUGGCAAGGUCUUGGGCCUGGCCCACUCAGCCACAGGGCCCCAGGAGAGCAAAAGUGUCUCCCAGUUCCAGGUCAUAAGCAGCCAGAGUCGAGACUGUCACCCCAAAGCCUGUCGGGUAUCGCCCAUGACCAUGUCGGCCCCUAAAAAAUACCCCGAAUCACUCUCAAGAUCAGGAAAAUCCCACCAUGUGAGACUAGAGAAUUUCAGGAAGAUGGAAGGCAUGGUGCACCCCAUCCUGCACCGGAAAAUGAGCCCACAGAACAUCGGUGCAGCACGGCCAAUAAAACGCAGCCUGGAGGAUUUGGACCUUGUGAUUGCUGGGAAGAAGGCCCGGGCUGUGUCUCCCCUGGACCCAUCCAAGGAGGUCUCUGUGAAGGAGAAGGCCUCUGAGCAGGAGAGCGAAGGCAGCAAGGCAGUGCACGGUGGGCAUCCCGGGGGCGGAUCGGAAGGCCACAAGCCUCCCCUCUCCUCCCCUAUCUUCCCAGGUCUGUAUUCUGGGAGCCUGUGUAAUUCAGGUCUCAAUUCCAGGGUCCCAGCUGGGUAUUCUCAUUCUCUGCAGUACUUGAAAAACCAGACUGUGCUUUCUCCGCUCAUGCAACCCCUGGCUUUCCACUCGCUUGUGAUGCAAAGAGGAAUUUUUACAUCGCCAGCAAAUUCUCAGCAGCUAUACAGACACUUGGCUGCGGCCACACCGGUAGGAAGUUCAUAUGGGGACCUUUUGCACAACAGCAUUUACCCUUUAGCUGCUAUAAAUCCUCAAGCUGCCUUUCCAUCUUCCCAGCUGUCAUCUGUACACCCCAGUACAAAACUCUAGGCCCAGCUCUGCCCAGCAGCCCAAAGCACAGGGCUAACAGCUUCACGUUUUUCCCUUGGAGUGAUGGCUUAUAGAAUUAGAAGUCAGUAUUUCUUCUCCCCUGGGGGUACGAUCAGUCCCAGAUGUAGGGACUGAGAGGGCAGGCAAACAUGCCUGAUUUUUCUGGGACAACUCCAGCCUUGGCUGGUCGGUCUUGACCCCCUUCUAGCACAGAUGGAUGUCCGGGUACCUCCAGAUCAUUCACUUUGCAUGUGGGCCUUGUGAGGGAUUUGUGUAUAACUGGGAAGAACUUAGAGGACCCCAUCUGAGUUUGGGGUUGCCAGGAAACAACGUAGGCAAAAAAAAAAAAGAAAAGAAAAGAAAAAAAGGGGUCAGGCAUUUCAAAGGAAGGAGCAAGGAAGACCGGCAAACAUGAGCCAAGGGAUGCCCCUCUUUUCUUAAAACUCUCCAAGGUUCAAUCAAUGCAAUGUAUAGUGAAACUUCAAUAGAUCCUUCAUUUUGACACUAUUAAACAAUCCAGAGAAGUAAACACUGUUUAAUUGACUGUAUAUAUUUGCUUCUUAAAACUACCCAUAUCACUGUUUGCUCACCUAAUUUAUAUACAGGUAGUUCCAUUUUCUCCCAGUUCCUUCUUGUCUUUUUUUUUUUUUUAAUUAAACAGUACCACUUUUGUUGGCAGGUCUUUUUUUGUUUUUGUUUUGUUUUAAAGGCUGACUGACUGUCGUAGUUGUUGAUGUGUGUCUGUAAUUUUUCCACAUCUUAUUUUGAGCAGCUUUUGGGUGGUAAAGUUAUUGUUUACAAAUUGAAGCAACUGAUUCAGUGGAACAAAUGGAAAAAAAAAAAAAGAAAAGAAAUAGUCGAGCAUACACAAUAGUGCAAAGAACGUUCCUUUGCAGAUCGGCAACUUAAGGAUUUUGUUCCUCAUAAAUGGCAUAGUUGAAAGAGCUUAUACACUGCUUGCCCAGCCAAAUGCUUUGCUUUGAAGUAUUGGGUUAUGUGAAAAUAUUGAGCAUUGUACUUACCUUAUCUAGGCUGUGAAACUGUCCUACAUACCAGAGGAAUCAUAAAAACAAAAACCUCACUGGCAGCGAGCUGCCGAAUAACAACAGAGUCUAGAGGACAUAUUUGUGGGCUGCACAGAUAUUUUAGGAAUUUCAGAAAUUAGAACAGGAGCCAAAGUGAUUUACAUUGGUGUUGGCACUGAUCCCUGUAAACGGUCUGGGAAAGGGGGUCGGGAAGAGGAUGGAGCUCAGCCAUCCGGAGAGGAGGAGCAGCUGAAGGCCUGAUAGCUUCUCUAGGCCUCUGUCUUUUGAGUAAUAAGUAGUCAUACUGCUUUCAUCAAGUUGGUUUCUUGUCAUUCCCAAGAAGAAUCUCCCAGGCCGCCUCCUUGGGGAUACUUGGAAUACUGAACUAGCCAUUUCAAAAGAAAGCCAUCCUCCUCGUUGGGUUUAUGAGGCACAAGUUUCGUGUGUAUGUGCUCACAGAAGGUGGUUUGUGUCUUGUUUUUAACCACCUGCCCAUACAGUCUGCUUUAUGAUUUCUUUUAUUGUUGGAAAUAAAUGAUCACACUGUUCAAGCAGUCAAAAGAUGUCGAGAAUGCCUAUUGUUCAUUCUUGCCACUUGAUUCCAUUGGCUACCAGGAUGUACCAUCAGGGUGGAGAGUGGAUUUUCUUCCCAAAUUCCAUUCCUUGCUGAAGACUGCUUGGAUGAACUCCCCCGGCCACUCUCCCCCUCCCACAACACUACCAGUAGACUUUAGAACCAUAGUUAAUCCGAGUCUUUUACCUCUGAGAUAUUUAAUUCUAUGGAAGUUGAUAACAAUUUUCAACUUCUAAAUAGGUAACUCAACUGCAAAAUAAUCAAAACUGAUAACAGUGAAACUGCGGCUCUUAAACCAAGCCACGCAUGCCAUGCAUUUGUAUUGAGAUGUCUCCAUGAUAUGAAGCCAAAUAUUCAAUGUAACAUACUUAAUAUCCAAAGGUGGAAACAGAAGAAUGUAGAGAUGCAGUGUUAAGAGUUCCAUUUGCUUCAAUUAAUUAUUUACCUUUCCUGUGGAAUAAUAUAUAUAUAUAUAUUUAAUAGAACCAUAGAUAGAGUAGUAGAAUUUAGAUUAUAAAUGUGUGAGCGCAGAUUAUCCUGCUAUUGCACAAGAUGGGGGAGGGGCAGGGAACGUUUCAAAUUCCAGCUGGCAAAAUGUUAGCCAGGACACGUAUAAGAAAGUUGCACUAGAUGGAAUGGACACAGAAUUGGACAACAUGGAAGAAAAAGGAGACUUCAGUGGUCCUGCAGCCGACAUGGGCUAGAUCGGACAUGGUUUCUGUGAGUUCAUUUCUCAAAAAAAAGAAAAAAAAAAAAAAAAGGGAGCUGUCUGUGCCCAGGGGAGGUCACCUAUCUAUUUGUAAUAUGGGGCAUUUGUUUUCCCCACUGCAGUGAUUUCAGUCUGGUUUCAUCAUGUUGGAAUUCGAUCACACCAUUUUCAAACAAUGUUAACAUAGUCCAGCUUUUGUUUUUCUCAUCUCUUCCGAGAGGAGACUCACUGUUUCUGUCUGAGGAAGCUCAUACCCUCGGCAGAACAUCAGGACGAAUAAAGGGAAAUGGGGGUAUACAUUCCCAACAGAAGCAGUGUGUUGUUUUAAAACUCUGACCAGAGAUCUUGGAAAUCUUUCAAAAAGACCAUUGAAUUCUUCAUUGGCUGAGAACGACGUUUUAAAAAGUCUUAAAUAGGGCUUUGUUUGCAUUGUUUGAGUUCAAGGGGCCUUAUUAUUGAAUGGAAUUGCACAAGCCUUUCUUUGUGCAAUCAAACCAUUGUUAUUGGUAGUGCUGUAAAGGAAACUGUGGAAUCGAAUUGGCAGUGGAGUCAUAAAUCUAUUGACUAAGUGUGGCUUCCAAGAAAUGUUGCAAUUCAAAAUGCACUCAAGUCCAUGAUUAUCGGAGAUUUGGAGAUUCUAAAUAAUAUUUUUAAAAAAACUUUCCAUGCAACUUCUGGCUUAACUUUUGGCAACGAAAUAUUUUUAAAAAAAGAAAGAAAGAAAAACAACCCAACCAAGUUUUGGAAUUAAGUAUUCUCCUAGUAAGUGAUUCGAACUUGUAAUAUUUGCCACAGGACUGACUUAUUUAUUUACUAGCUAGAAGCUCUUAAGUUCACUAGUUUAUCAGGGCAUAUACAGAAGGGUUUGUUAAAACUCAAUGUGGACUUUACAACUUUCUGACCUGGUGCAUGAAUUCUCAAGUACUGUAUUUCACUGUGUUGGUGUGUCUGAUGGAAAUUUCGAGGUGGUCCCACAAAAAUAUUUUAUGUAGUGUGCCUUCAAAGAGAACCAUUUCUUUCUCUUCUUCACUUAAUGUCCCACAAAGUCACAUUUGGUGGUGGUCAGCCAAGUCUCAUCUGGUCUAGUUUUACUCUUGUCCCAAUUUUAAAGAGAAAUGGGAACGAUUUCACCCUGGUGAGACCCACACCAUUGCUAUGAUUAUCUCGAGCACUUAGAAGUCCAGUGUUGGCUAUUGGUGUAUUUGAUAUUCUGCUUGUCUCCCCAUGGUUGAAAUAUGUCUGAAGAAUAGCAGCAUAAUCUCUUGGCUGUUUAUACUUUUUUAAAUUUUCCUGUGUUGUAAAUAUUGUAUACUUUUUGGUGAUUCCAGCUAUGUAACCUCUAUGCUCUGUAAGGUGAUUAUUUGUAUAUAGCAACAUGGCCCAGUGAUAUUAUAUAGUUUCCCAAUGGAGAGGUUAUUGAGUAACCUUUGCAUUAGUUUAAACACUACCAGAAGAAUGCUGAGCCAACUAUAAACACUCAAUUUUGUAUGUUUUCCAAAUUGUACUUAUUACUGCUUUUGAUACUGUAUUACGUGCCAAUAGUUUCCCAAUCACAUAGCAGGCAAGAGAUAUUUUGUACUUUUUGAUCCACUGUAAUAUUUAAUAAAAAAUGUUACUAUCUGUU
Nycticebus coucang (slow loris) is the source of this 7956-nucleotide messenger RNA. It is a transcript of the gene ARID5B, whose product is annotated as AT-rich interaction domain 5B. Gene Ontology annotation, molecular function: transcription cis-regulatory region binding. Lineage: Eukaryota; Metazoa; Chordata; Mammalia; Primates; Lorisidae. The record is from RefSeq and is a predicted model, not a curated record. Bases 458 to 4024 code for a protein of 1188 amino acids. Gene Ontology annotation, biological process: regulation of transcription by RNA polymerase II. The transcript has 10 exons. Gene Ontology annotation, cellular component: nucleus.